AUGCGAUGGCGGCGACUACAAUGGAUUGAUCCCAUAAUUCCUAGGUCUGAUAACGACCUGACCAAAGCUGCCUUGGCACCUCCUCCCUGCCGGAACUGGCACUGUCUAUACGGUGAGAAGCUGAAAACAUGGCUAGAUCCGAUGCGCAAGGACACUGAAAACCUUAGUCUGCCAAUGGAAGUCAAGCUGGAUCACAACCUGCCCUGA
This is a messenger RNA of Echinostoma caproni, 207 nucleotides long. NCBI's taxonomy places the organism in Eukaryota, Metazoa, Platyhelminthes, Trematoda, Plagiorchiida, Echinostomatidae. The record is from the annotation of a GenBank genome assembly.